Messenger RNA from Gekko japonicus, 3090 nucleotides. RefSeq names its product protein phosphatase 1J-like. Gene Ontology annotation, biological process: protein dephosphorylation. The transcript has 10 exons. Lineage: Eukaryota; Metazoa; Chordata; Lepidosauria; Squamata; Gekkonidae. Gene Ontology annotation, molecular function: protein serine/threonine phosphatase activity. The coding region runs from base 1 to 1371 and encodes 456 amino acids. The record is from RefSeq and is a predicted model, not a curated record.
AUGGGGCCCAUGGAUGCCGUGGUAACCGUUGAUACCUUGCCUGGUGCCAGCCAAACAUUUUCCAAAAGUUGGAGGAGCCAGGUGGAGCCUUUGCCCACCAUGGCUUUGUAUAGGCCACUGGAGAUCAGGGUGAUAAAUGCUGGCAAAAGCCAGCACAAUGAGGAUCAAGCCUGCUGUGAGGUAGUAUUUGUGGAAAAGCGAGGCAGUCAGAGGAAUAACCCAGCCUCCAAGGAAACAUCUGGAGACCCAGAGGUGCCGGACAAAAAAGGCCUGUACUUUUAUUACUGGGGUUUGUUCGAUGGACAUGCUGGAAGUGGGGCUGCAGUCAUGGCAUCUAAGCGACUACACUUCCACAUCCGUGAUCACCUCAGAGAAUUAGUAGACAUCCUCCAAGACUCCUCACCUCCUCCGAUCUGCCUGCAAGAUGCUUCCCGGACAGUUUCAGGGGAACCAAAUAGGGCUCCCUUGGUAGAGGAAGAAGUUGAGGUCCCCAACAGUGCCUUGCCACGUUUCCAUAUGGAAAAAGCAGUUUCCCAUGAGAGUUUGGUAGUGGGAGCCAUUGAGAAUGCAUUCAAAGAGAUGGACAAACAGAUUGAGCAAGAGCGGGUGACCCGGCAUGUAUCUGGAGGCUGCUGUGCUCUGGCUGUGGUUUACCUCCUGGGAAAGUUCUACGUGGCCAAUGCAGGUGAUAGUAGGGCCAUUGUCAUCCGUAAUGGGGAAAUCAUUCCAAUGUCCAGGGAGUUUACUCCAGAGACAGAGAGGCAAAGGCUGCAGUUUUUAGGCUUUUUGAGACCUGAGUUGCUGGGGAAUGAAUUUACUCAUCUUGAGUUUCCCCGAAGAAUCCAGCAUAAGGAACUGGGAAAGAAGAUGCUAUACAGGGACCAAAACAUGAAUGGCUGGGCAUAUAAAAGGAUAGAAGAAGAUGAUCUGAAGUUUCCACUCGUAUAUGGAGAGGGUAAAAAGGCACGAAUGAUGGCAACCAUUGGGGUGACUCGUGGCCUGGGAGAUCAUGAUCUCAAAGUAUACAGCUCCAACAUCUACCUCAAACCUUUCUUAUCCUGCAUCCCAGAGGUCUGCAUCUAUGACCUCACUCAGUAUGAGCACUGCCCUGAUGACGUGCUCGUGCUGGGCACUGAUGGCCUCUGGGAUGUCACCAGUAAUCAAGAGGUGGCCAAUGUAGUGCUGGACAUUCUCAUGCGUUAUGAGCCCAAUGACCCUUGCAGAUACACUAUGGUAGCCCAGGAGUUGGUGGUAAGGUCCAGAGGAGUUCUGAAGGACCGUGGCUGGAGGCUGGCCAAUGACAAAUUAGGCUCUGGUGAUGACAUCUCAGUCUUCGUUAUUCCCCUUGGUGGCCCAGGAAACUACACCUGAAGAAAUCCCAGAACACCUGAUCCAUGCUGCUAGACUGUGAGAGACCACUUAUUGCAAACUGAUGGUUGCAGGUCUCAUGCAAUGGAAACAUUCAUGCUUCUUGAGUUUUCAGAAGAGGAUUAAAACCACAGGACUCCUACUUGAGCCCUGUUCCAUCCCAGCUUGCUGUGUCCCAGCUGGGAACACAAAACAUAGGCUUGGGCUGUACAGCUGUUCACAACAAUGAAGUCAAGGCACUGCUGUUCCUCUCAGGAAUAUCCCUAUUGGCCCUUCAGAGCCAUAGGAAAUCCCAUGUUCCAAGGGCUGCAUUCAUUCAGGGCUAUGUUGGAAAGGGAAGGGGGCUUGGAGGGAGUCUCAUUUUUGUUACAAUAGCGUGGAAAUGUUCUCCAAAUUGAGUAUUAGCACUGCAGUGUCCCUGAUUUGCUGCAAAAUUUAGUUCUAUUAUUAUAAAGGAGCUGCUCAAGCUCCCUUUGCUGAGUUCCAAGGACACCUUGACUUAUAAUGAUUUCCUGCCCUGCCCCUGCUGCUAAUUGCUGAAGUACAACCAAGUAAAUGCUGCUUUUUGGUUGGUUCCUUGGAAUUGCUACAAAAAGGUCCCGUGCAGCUGUCAGUCCAAAGUAGUCACUGGUUAUGCAUUCAUCAGGGAUUUCUCACUGUAAUGACGACAAAAAAAAGAAGAAGCCAAAUUUGCUUAUUCUCACAAAUGAGCUCUCAGGGGGCAAAAGAAUGAUACAAUAGAUUCCUGCUAUAAGAAACUGUAUUUAAGAAUGUCUUCUCUUUUGCCAUAUAAGGGUAAACAUAUGAGAACAAGCAAACAGUGUCAUAGGUUUGCUACCCUAUAGUGACAAUAUUCAAUUGGUUUGUUUAAAGGAGGCUCUUCACAGCAAGAUAUAGGCAUCUAAGGUAUGACACAAAUAAACAGUAGGUAGCUAUGCAUAGGAAUAGCAGAUACUCUGCAUUUUGAAUUUGUUCAUCUGUUUCCUUCUAUGAAAAAUCACAUGUACCAGGUUAGGGUUGCCAGCUGCUGGGAGAAACUGGGGGUGGGGACAGGCUCUGUGGCGUUGGACCAAAGCGUGAUGUCACUUCUGGCACAAAACUGAAAGUGAUGUCCUCAUGUUGUGAUGACAUUCUAGGAUUUGCCAAAUGGAGUUUUGAGUGAAUCCCAAAAAGGAGCCCUGACACGAUGAUGAUACUUCUAGUUUUUCACCAGAAGUGACAGUGAGCGACACCCUCCCCCCAUUUUCCUUCCUGCUGGGCUGUGAAGCAGUGGACAAUAGGGAGCAAUGCUGGGAGGGUGUUGGGUUCUUGGCCUAAUGAAUAGAGGAUUUCUUCUUUUUUCCCCCCUAGUAACCAUUUUAAAUCAUAAUCUUUCAUGAAUCCUCAGCUAGCCACACUAUACAAAAGAGUGCAUUGUUGUCUAGAGGUCCUGUAGCUUAAAUAUGGCCUGUGCAUAUCUGUGUAGCUUUGACCAAUUAAUAAAGUAAUAAAUGAAUCAAAAGUUUAAAAGAAAAUUCUGGCCACCAUAUGGAAAAUCUAAGCCUUAACAACAGCCAGGUGGGCAGUGUUGCAGAAAGCUUCAUUUAGACAAAACCUGCACAUUAUGUAAAGUCACCCCCUCCUUGGAAGUUUGGAUUUACGUGUCUCUUCACAAAGUGAGAGAGAAUUAAAGAACUAAAUGCAAGAGUGUGACAAUCAGCUGUCAUCUCAAAGCAACAACUG